AUCUAGUGAACUAUAGACCACAUGGUUUGGGCAUCAGAGAAGAAUCCGGAUGCUGACUAGAUAGGCUGCUGGUAAGGUUUUGAGACACAGCCAGAAAGCACCGCUGCUACAGCAGCAUUCUUCUGACUCGCAGAGCUCCGGGCGAACCAUCUGACAUCGCAGGGCUAUUCGCUCUGAAAGACAGCAAUCAGCCAUUUUAGUCUUGCGCGCACAUCCAUGCCAAAACAACAAAGCUUCCAUGAGGCACAAAAGCAAAAGACCGAGAGUUUUAGACAAUAAUAAAAACAGCUGCUCUUUUAUUUACGCGAGUUGCCUGUUUUCGAACUGAAUUCUAGCAUGUGCCACAUGUGACGAUUGUAGGAAUGUGGAGCAUGGGAUCACAGCAGCUCUUCACCUACAGCUCGGAAUCGUCUUGGGAGAUGACAGAUGGAUGCAUAGGGAGGAUCGAAGCCUGCCAAUCAACAUUGUGAACUCAUCAUGGACCAGGGUUUCAGUUUCAGCACACUGAAGAAGUUAGCGGCCGAGCCAGAUCACACUGACGUUACUCUGCCAGCGGUAGAACGUGUGCGGGCGCUCAGCAAAAUGGGCUAUAACAUUGAAAUAAAUGAAGACAUCGCCCCGCGACGCUACUUCCGCUCUGGCGUAGAGAUGGAGCGCAUGGCAGCUGUUUAUCUAGAGGAGGGAAGUCUGGAGAAUGCCUUUGUCCUCUACAACAAGUUCAUCACUUUAUUUGUUGAGAAACUCCCCAGUCACCGGGACUAUCAGCAGUGCAACGUCCCUGAGAAGCAAGUAAUAAUGAAGAAAUUGCAAGAAGUGGCCUUUCCACGAAAGGACCAAUUGAAGAGACUUCUCCAUGAAAAAUACAACAAAGAACACAGUGAAUAUCUGAAGAGUCAGACUCAAGCCAUGGCUGUAGACAUGUGUAGUGAACGACUGCAGAAGAUGUCUCUUCUGGAGGAAGAACGACAACGUGUAGCACAGCUCCGAAAGAUGCAAAUCGAGUCCGAGCAGUUCCGCUACUUCGAGGACCAACUGCGUAGACAAGAGCUGGCCAGUCGCAGGGAUGAGGCUGUCCCCAAAGUGCCUGAACAAACUGACGGGUCCUGUUUAUCCCAGACCACGAGAAACCAUGUGCGCCUUGACCCCAAUCGUAACAAACCGGCGGCCCCCAUCCCCAAACCGGCAGCCACCUUAGCAGCUGUACAAAAUCAGCGUGUUGAAGGCCUGAGGCGGGUUUUAAUCCCACGAGACUUGACUUACAGGUUCCUUCUUCUGGCUGACAGUAACACAGCGAGAGGAAUUGAGACGUGUGGAGUUCUCUGUGGAAAACUGACGCACAAUGAGUUUGUGCUGACCCAUGUGAUCGUCCCCAAGCAAUCUGCUGGCCCUGACUACUGUGACAUGGAGAAUGUGGAAGAGCUGUUCAGUUACCAGGACCAUCAUAACCUUCUGACCUUGGGCUGGAUCCAUACACACCCGACACAGACGGCCUUCCUUUCCAGCGUGGAUCUGCACACACACAGCUCUUAUCAGCUCAUGCUACCUGAGGCCAUCGCUAUUGUUUGUGCACCUAAACACAAUGACACGGGAGUGUUCCGUCUCACCAGUGCAGGAAUGGGAGAAGUGGCUGGAUGCAGAUUGAAAGGUUUUCACCCCCACUCUAAAGACCCUCCUCUGUUCACUAUUUGCAAGCACAUUGUGGUGAAGGACUCGAAAACGACAGUUCUGGACCUCAGGUGACAGAGGAAGAGAUGAUAUAUUUCAGUAUCAGCAAACCAUUGAGAAUAUUUAUAUCUUUCUUUACUUGAAGGCUUUUUUGUAUUUAUUUAUUUUACAAAUAGGUACUGUGAAACAGAAUCCCUCAGCUACACCGUUUGUUUAGAGCAGGUUUGGUGAAGUUAUUGAGAUGUUCCAAUGAUGUUUUGUGUUUUGUUCGUGGCCAGGUGUUUAAAAAAAUGUUGUGCCGUGUUUGUCCUCACGGUGGCGUCCUUUAUCAAGGUAUACUAUGAGGCUGCUACAAUGUGAAUUAAUUUCAGUACAUUUUAAAAGCAGGUUGUGUGUUUGUGUGAGAGAGCGAGAUUUGCCUUUUGAUAUCCAGUGAUAUCACUUGCAGUUCUCAUUCUAAUACAAUAUAAACUGAAGAAGUUAAAUUUCUUUUUAAACCUAACUGAAUUUUCUAGUUUUGUGUAUGCUGCUGGUACAAAAAUAAAAUGAAUUGCUACGAGUGUCA
Molecule: messenger RNA, 2230 nt
Organism: Carassius gibelio (silver crucian carp)
Lineage: Eukaryota; Metazoa; Chordata; Actinopteri; Cypriniformes; Cyprinidae
Gene: stambpl1
Product: STAM binding protein-like 1
Exons: 11
Coding region: 478-1740 (420 amino acids)
Biological process (GO): protein K63-linked deubiquitination
Cellular component (GO): endosome; membrane
Molecular function (GO): metal-dependent deubiquitinase activity; protein binding; K63-linked deubiquitinase activity
Source: RefSeq, a predicted model, not a curated record